Candida dubliniensis CD36 is the source of this 633-nucleotide messenger RNA. RefSeq names its product aminoacyl-tRNA hydrolase. The record is from RefSeq and is a predicted model, not a curated record. The coding region runs from base 1 to 633 and encodes 210 amino acids. Gene Ontology annotation, molecular function: peptidyl-tRNA hydrolase activity. NCBI's taxonomy places the organism in Eukaryota, Fungi, Ascomycota, Pichiomycetes, Serinales, Debaryomycetaceae. The transcript has a single exon.
AUGCUACGAGGUCUUAUCAAACCGUUCUUUCCGGUGGCCCAACUGCAUUUGUAUUUCUCGAGAAGAUAUUUAUUUAUUGCUUCUAUAGGAAAUCCUGAACCACAAUAUGCUAAUACCAGACACAAUGCAGGACAUAGAUUGAUGAACCAAUUGAUUGAUGUAUACUGGAAAGAUCAUCUUUACAAGAAAGGGCUUUAUUAUUUAUCAACCAAAUAUCCCAAUUUAGUGCUUUUCAAAUCCAAUGAUUCACUAAUGAACCUACAAGGAUUACCAAUUUCAAAGCAUUUUACUAAACAAGGUUAUGGAAAAUCGGCUUUGGUGAUUCUUCAUGACGAAUUGCAAAUUCAUCUAGGUAAAUAUCAGAUCCGUAAACCUGGUACCAGUUCAAGAGGACAUAAUGGGUUGAAAUCCAUCGAUAAGUAUUUAAAGAAUAAAUAUUUUAAGUUUGGAAUAGGUAUUGGUCGUCCACCGGCAUCACAGUCAGUAGUACAGUACGUAUUGAAUGAGUUUCUGGUGGAAGACUUGAAAGUGAUUGAUUGGAAGGUGUUACCAAAAUGUGUAAAAGAUUUGGAAAAUAUGGUUAUUCAAGAUUUAAAACUGCAAAGUGGAAAAGAUAGGGUAAACGAUUUAUGA